Elgaria multicarinata webbii is the source of this 1060-nucleotide messenger RNA. RefSeq names its product receptor accessory protein 5 (gene REEP5). The record is from RefSeq and is a predicted model, not a curated record. The transcript has 5 exons. NCBI's taxonomy places the organism in Eukaryota, Metazoa, Chordata, Lepidosauria, Squamata, Anguidae. The coding region runs from base 161 to 730 and encodes 189 amino acids.
UCCUCCGUCAAAGCAGGCCAGCAGUUUGGUGUCUGGUGAUAAAAAGCCGAAACGUCGGGGCCGUUUUGCAUUCCCGUUCUGGUUCGAUUCGAUCUGCGCUUGAAGCCAUAACCGCUCCGGUUCAAGGCGAGGCGGGAGCCCCCGGGAAAAGGAUCCCGCCAUGACCGAGUCCAUGAGGAAGAGGUUCGACAAGUUCUUGCACGAGAAGAACUGGCUGAACGGCUUGCUGGCUAAAAUCGAGAGCCAGACCGGCGUGAACAGGACCUACGUUGCCUUCGCCAUUAUUACUGUGCUGGCCAUCUAUCUGGUGAUCGGCUAUGGAGCAUCCCUGCUUUGCAACGUGAUCGGGUUUGGUUAUCCUGCAUACAUGUCCAUCAAGGCCAUUGAAAGCCCUAACAAAGAUGACGACACACAGUGGCUGAUCUACUGGGUGGUGUAUGGCGUCUUCAGCAUAGCAGAAUUUUUCUCUGACAUCUUUCUUUCCUGGUUCCCUUUCUACUACAUGUUGAAGUGUGGCUUUCUGAUCUGGGGCAUGGCCCCAAGUCCCGCCAAUGGAGCUGACAUGCUUUACAAACGAUUUAUCCGCCCUUUCUUCCUGAAGCACGAAAGCGAGCUGGAUAAAAUAGCAAAGGAUCUGAAAGACAAAGCUGCGGAGACAGCUGACUCUAUUACUAAAGAAGCUAAAAAAGUAACAAUAGGUUUACUGGGUGAUGAGAAGAAGAGCACCUAAAAGCGUUAACUGGAAGAUAAGUUUUUUCAUCACUUCCCUUAUACAGUUUGAUGUUACUGGGGACUGUGAUAUAGUAAUUUGAAUAAUGUUGCCUUGUAAACACUAUUUGAUUUUAUUAAAGGAAUGUGCUGUAAGAUGGCUUGCUUUUUUUUGGCAGUUCUCUGUACUGAAAGUAAGCAUUUUUAUUUAAAACCAAUGCAGUGGGUGUCAUCUAAAGCUUAUCUGGAUCAGUUUAUUAAUCCCCUGAGCGAAGAACGGACUUUCAGUAGUGUCUUGUCUUGAAGUUAAUGUAAAUUUCAAAUAAAAUAUGCCCCAGGCUCUGAUGAUUUA